This is a messenger RNA of Epinephelus moara (kelp grouper), 1030 nucleotides long. Its product is annotated as chymotrypsin-like protease CTRL-1. Gene Ontology annotation, molecular function: serine-type endopeptidase activity. The transcript has 7 exons. Gene Ontology annotation, biological process: proteolysis. The record is from RefSeq and is a predicted model, not a curated record. Bases 73 to 855 code for a protein of 260 amino acids. NCBI's taxonomy places the organism in Eukaryota, Metazoa, Chordata, Actinopteri, Perciformes, Serranidae.
AACUACACAUAUAAAAGCCAGUGUCCACCACUGCCAGCACUCAGGGAAGUGAAUCACGAUCGAGACACAGCCAUGUUCUUGCUUGUCAGUUGUUUGGCUCUUGUGGCCUCUGCACUGGGGUGUGGAGUGCCUGCUAUCAAGCCCCAAGUGAGAGACAACAAGAUUGUCAAUGGGCAGACCGCUGUGUCUGGGUCCUGGCCUUGGCAGGUUUCACUUCAGGAUGGUAGGGGAUUCCACUUCUGUGGGGGAUCCCUGAUCAACCAGUACUGGGUUGUCACUGCUGCUCACUGCCGUGUGUCUCCUAGAAGCCACCGUGUUAUCCUGGGAGAGCACGAUCGUCAGUCCAGCAGUGAGCCAAUUCAGGUCAAGUCCAUUUCCAGGGCCAUCACUCACCCCUACUACAACACCCAGAACUUCAACAAUGACAUCACCCUUCUGAGGCUGUCCUCCCCAGUGCAGAUGACAUCCCGUGUGUCUCCUGUAUGCCUGGCCUCCUCCAGCACCAACAUCCCCUCUGGAACCAGAUGUGUCACCACUGGGUGGGGCAAGACCGGCCAAACCUCAAGCCCCCGCUACCUCCAGCAGACCGGCCUGCCUCUGCUCAGCCCUGCUCAGUGCAAGCAGUACUGGGGUUAUAAUAGAAUCACUGAUGCCAUGAUCUGUGCCGGUGCUUCUGGAGUAUCCUCCUGUCAGGGUGACUCCGGUGGCCCUCUGGUCUGUGAGAAUGGUGGAGUGUGGUCCCUUGUGGGUAUUGUGUCCUGGGGCACCUCUAACUGCAACGUGCGCGCCCCUGCCGUGUACGCCCGUGUGUCCUACCUGCGCAGCUGGAUCGACCAGACCGUUGCUUCCAACUAACGUGCAAACAGACAGAAUUCCCAUCGUCCUGUUCCUCACUGUGAUCAAUGAGUGAUUCUAUGCAGUGUCAAUAUGAGCUGCUAUUUCCAUUGACUUUGAAUGGUACUCAGUGUACUGAUGUGUUUGGUGCAUCUAUGAGAAAUCAUGCAUAAAAUAAAACUCUUAAGAACACUAA